Molecule: messenger RNA, 2796 nt
Organism: Lentinula edodes (shiitake mushroom)
Lineage: Eukaryota; Fungi; Basidiomycota; Agaricomycetes; Agaricales; Omphalotaceae
Exons: 7
Coding region: 1-2796 (931 amino acids)
Source: RefSeq, a predicted model, not a curated record
AUGUUGCUACCCGAAGAGCUGCUUGAAAUGAUGAUCGAAGACCUUGCGUACACUCCCAUUUAUCCAUUCAAUAGUUUGUCAAGUGCCCGCUGCAAACGCGUAUCCUCAGAGCUCAUUACUCUUUCUGUGGUUAAUCGGCAGCUGCGACGCAUCAGUCUACCAUUCUUGUUUGCCUAUGUAACCUUGAAGCACCUUGAAGAUGUCGAGGGAUUCCUUCAAAAGUGUCUUGUCAAUCCAAUACUUGGGCGCACAAUCAGGGUAAUCAAGCUGCACGCGUACUUUCCGAACAAGGACGUGCAUGAUGACUUGUGCAGGCUGUUACCUCAUCUUACUCGUUUAGCAUCUGUAGACCUGCAAGGCUCCACUUCGAGUGUUCUACUACUCAACGCUGUAAAUCAACACCCUUCGAUUUCGACAAUGAUAGUCGAUUCGAUGUACGACCUACACUAUCUACCGAAACCACUCAGUUCCUUGGAUUUGUCGAAGGUAGUAGUCGAGCGCGGAAGCAUCUCUCAACCCGGCUUGGAGACAUACUAUGCUCGCGGGUUAAAAGUGUAUCAACUGGUUGUUCGCCAACCGGAAUUACUAAAGGAAGAAUUUGGGGAUUCAAGGUUCCCGGGCCUUCAUGAAAUCAGCUUGGCCAUGAAUCGCCAUCCUAUACUUCUGGAGUGGCUUCCCCGGCUCGCGUCUACUCACCCACACUUGAAAAAUGUCAUUUUUGUUGACAUGUCAAACUCAAAAAGGCAGUAUACUUCCGACACCAUCCCUUUCAUUUCUCCAUUUAUCGAAAAGUCGUCACAGCAAGGGCUUGAUGCAACUUUUAACAUCACACGCCUGGUGAUCAGUCGCACUCAAUGUGGCUCCCUAUCAGCUAUGGAGUGGCGCGUUACAGAACUCGUUAUGAAUGUCCAGUCCUCUCUACUUCUGAUUCUUCCACUUGUGGCUUCAUGUUUCUCAUAUAUACAUACGUUGGGUGUUGGGGUUUAUCAUAAGAGACGAUACAAUGUCGAUGAACUCGUGGCUGUUCUCGCCUCUCUUCGGUCACUCCGAGUGCUGAAGCCGGUUCGCCUCUUCCAAAACUUGCGAUCCCCUGACGAAGGGGUACACCGGCCAUGGAAGCCACUUCGCCACAUUGAUAAGAUCCAUCGGGUCCAGCGACUUGGUGCUCGAGCGGAAGCUAGGUUAUAUUGGUAUAUGUCUCUCAUUUCAAAGGGCCUGCCUUCUCUAGAAGCUGUCUAUGUUGAAGAAGUGGGUUAUGGCAAUGAGAAAUCUUGUUCUCAUGGAGAUUGGUCUCUCCAAGGAUGGCUCAGUGUCAGGGCUGUUACUCGAGAUGUCAUGGGAACACUAGAACUUAGCGGCACAUCCGGCUUUCCGACAGCUUUUGAGCGUCCCUCUGCGGAGCUGCUCGCUCUCUCGACAGUCAAUCGGCAAUUGCGGCGGAUCAGCCUACCAUUCUUGGUUGCUUUUGUUCAUCUCAAGCGUCUUGAAGAUUUAGAGAAUCUUACACAGCAGUGUCUUGCGAAUCCACUUCUCGCGAAACUAAUAAAAACGAUACAAUUGAAUGGGAUAUAUUUUCCCCGGAAGACGGGGCACGACGUUCUUUCCCGAGUUCUUCCUCGUUUCACCCGUUUGGUAUGUUUAGACCUGCAAGGCUCUACCUCAAGUGCUUUGCUACUCAAAGCUCUAUACGAGCACCCAUCGGUUUCAACAAUUCUAGUCGAUUCACCAUAUGGCCUGUAUAAUUUGCCCAAAGGCCCCAGUUGCUUGGAUUUAUCUAAGACGGUCCUUGAGCGUGCAGAUUCCUCCCAUCCUCGCUUGGAAGUGUGGUUGUCUCGAGGGCUAACUUUGACAAAACUUGACGUUCACAAACCCGAGUCGCUUCAGGAAGAAUUCGGGAUUAGAACAUUUCGAGGUCUUCAAGAACUCAGUCUGAAUUUGAACCUUCAUCCUGUCACUCUAUCCUGGCUCCACCAAUUCACAUCUGGCCAUCCGAAUCUCAAGCUAAUUAAAUUUAUUGACCAAUCCACCAUGAAAGAUUACUUCAUCCGCCACACUGUCCCUUUUGUUCAAUCAUUUGUCGAAAAGGCACAUCAAGAACAACUUUGCAGAGCCUUCAAUCUUACACAUAUCGUUGUAAGCCGAGCUCAUCGUGGCUCCUUAUCUCUUGAUUGGCAAGUCUCAGAGCUCACGAUGAGUGUCCGGUCCUCUUUAAUCGAGAUCCUCUCACUUGUCACUUUGUGUUUCCCAACCAUCCAUACUUUGGGGAUCAGCGCUGAACAUUGCAGGAAGAGAUAUGACAUUGAUAAUCUCAUAGCAGCUCUCGCUCGCUUUCCGUUACUUCGAGUGCUCAAUCUAUCUCACCUUUUCAAACGGUUGCGAUCCCCAAAUGAAGAGCUCCAGCGACCAUGGAAGUUGUUCCGUAACGUCGACAAAGUUCAUCGGGUGAGGAGGCUUGGCGCUCAGGCGGAAGCUUGGUUAUAUUGGUAUGCGUCCCUCAUUGCGCAUGGUCUUCGGUCUAUAGAAGCUCUGUAUGUUGAAGAAGAGGUAUAUGGUGACGAGAAAUCUUGCACCAAUGGGGACUGGCAUCUUGCAGGAUGGUUGAAAGUUGACGGCGCUGCUCGAAAUGUCACGGGAAUCCUCAAGCUCGAUGCCCACUUCAAUAUGCAGAGUGUUGUCGUGCUUCAACCAGACAGUGAUCACAAAACCUCAUACAGUUCAACUAUAACACUGAAGGUGAUCUUCACGCAAUCCGCAUCAAAAGCGCCUGAGUCCAAUACAUCUGAUACCAUUGCUUGA